This is a messenger RNA of Apis florea (little honeybee), 3209 nucleotides long. Its product is annotated as zinc finger protein basonuclin-2-like. Lineage: Eukaryota; Metazoa; Arthropoda; Insecta; Hymenoptera; Apidae. The record is from RefSeq and is a predicted model, not a curated record.
AUGAGGAACAGCCCCCACAGCCCGCCCCACCACCCCAACCCGGGCAACCAGAGGCCCCACAUACCGCCCGUCGCCCCCGUCUCCUCCUCGGCCCUCAACUUCGGCCACCCGCUCUCGGUCGCCGUCUCCUCGGGCGCCCUGCCCCCCACCUUCCCCGCUCACUUCCCACCCCCGCCCAUGGCGGCCACCAAGUCGGACAGCGUGCACAGCGGGGGCGAGAAGAGCAGCGAGUUCGGGUCCGAGGAGGACGAGGAGGAGGACGAGAAGGCAGCACCGGCCCUGCCCCCCCUGCAGGCGGCCCCGCUGGGCAGGCCGCCGGGGAUCCCGGGCAGGAAGCCCCACCACUCGCCCGGGAAGAGGCCGGGGGCAGGGCAGUGGGGCGCCUCCGGCAAUAUACCCCCGAACCUGGGCACCCCGUUCAUCAACCCGACCACGGGGAAGAAGAGGGUGCAGUGCAACGUGUGCCUGAAGACGUUCUGCGACAAGGGCGCGUUGAAGAUCCACUUCAGCGCGGUCCACCUGCGCGAGAUGCACCAGUGCACGGUGAAGGGGUGCAGCAUGAUGUUCAGCUCGAGGAGGUCGAGGAACAGGCACAGCGCGAACCCGAACCCGAAGCUGCACUCGCCCCACCUCAGGCGCAAGAUCUCGCCCCACGACGGCCGCUCCUCCAUGGCCCACGCCCUCGUCCUCCCGCCCCAGGUCGCUCUCCCCGUCCCAGCGACCGGCCUCAACCACCUCCCCUUCGGCUCCUUCCCCCUGCUCACCCCGCCGCCGGACCUCCGCUCGCCUGCCUCCCUCUGCGGCCUCGACUUCAAGCACCUCGACCUGCAGGGCCCGCAGCCGGCCGGGGGAAGGCCGCCCCCGUACGACGACGCCUCCUCGUCCUCCCUCGUCCAGCAGGGGGGGCCAGGGAGGAUGAACCAGCAGCAGGGUGUCGCCCCGACCGCGGUCCCCGCUAGGGGAGCGUCGUACUCGAGCAACAACAGCGCGGCCGACGUGGUGUCGCCCUCGACCCAGGCCACCGGCCCCGCCGACGGCGAGGACGAGGAGGAGGACGAGGACGGGGGGAUCGUGGUGGUGGCCGAGGACGACGCGAGCAGCCUGCCCCCCUCCUCCUCCUCCAGGCUGCUGCCGCCGGCCCUCCGCGAGGAGGAGGAGGAGGAGGAGGAGGAGCAACCGGCCGACUUCAGCCUGGCCAAGAGACCCAAGUUGUACGACGGCUUCGCCGCGGAUCGGGCGAUGGCCGGGGACGAGGACGCGGCAAGCAACGCGGACAGCAACGAGGACAACGAGGACCACCCGGCCACCGUCCGAGCCCACCAACAGCAGAGUUACUCGGUGGUGAGCCACCAUCGGCGCUCCAACGUGAACAGCGGCACCGCCUCGGCGCACAACAGCAGGGGGGUGAGGAAGAGGAAGUCGCAGCACCCGACCAGGUGCGCGGUCCUAACCGAGAUCCACUCCUCGUCCACGGACGGGGACUCGUCGAACGACGAGGAACGCGCGAUGGCGACGAUCCCCUCCUCGGUGGGCGAGUUCCAGAGCCAGCCGGAGGACAUGUCGAUGUCGAGACUCGGCGCCGAGGGGAGGAAACCUUCUUCCUCGCCCAACACCAACACCAACAACAACAACAAUCCGUCGAACGAUCGCGAGUCGUCGAGCUCCUCCCGCUCGCCCGCCUCCCGCAAGCGCGAGAACGACGAGGAGGGGGAGGAGGAGGAGGAGGAGGAGGAAGAGGAGGAGGAAGAGGAGGAGGAGGCGAUGGAGGAUGUGGAGGAGGAGGAGGAGGAGGAGGAGGAGGAUGAGGAGGUGAACGCGGCACUGCGCAAUCAGGAAGGUGAGCGUCCCGAUGAUCCCUCCCCGAGCUCGGUCGACAGCCGUCCGACGACAGGCGACGACACGCUCUCCCACGACUCCUCGACCAACACUUUGCGUCAACUCGAGUCCUUGUCGCAGGGUCGCGCGAUGCAGCGGCGGUACAUCGGGGGGACGAUGCAGCGGGCGGGUUCGAGGUGUGGCCGCGGCUCUACCAGCCCCGUCACCAUCACCGUCACGACCCACCAGGAGACCACCACCAUGGACAAUUCCUCACGUGGCUCUCGUUCAUCCAGCGCCUCACCCUCCACAGCGGCCACGGAUACGGACAAUAGCCUUAUCACGUACGCCCGUUACGAGAACGGGGGCUUCGUCAGCACCCGGGAGGUGCCCCUCGACAGGGAGAACCCGAGGCGGUGCACCGCGUGCGGCAAAGUGUUUCAAAACCAUUUCGGGGUGAAGACCCACUACCAGAACGUGCAUCUCAAGCUGAUGCACAGGUGCAGCGUGGACGGCUGCAACGCUGCCUUCCCCUCAAAGAGAUCUCGCGACAGGCACUCGGCUAACCUCAACCUCCACAGAAAACUCUUGUCCACGUCGUCGGACAGCCCCCCGCCGCCAGCCUACCACCACCCGCCCCCCUCCACCCUCGACGAGGCCCAGAUGACAACGACCACGAUGACCACGAUGACCACGACCACGACCACGAACGCCACCACGCCGCACCUCCUGCACAACGAGUUCCUCGCGAGGUUGUACGCGGACGCGGGGAUCGGCUGCGCCCUCGGCGCCUAUCCCUUGACGCCCGCCCCCCUGCCGUCCGCCGCGGUCGACCUGGCCGCCAGGAUACCACCCCCCCACCCUCUUCUACUGCCGCCUCACUUGGGAGCCACCUUCUCCACGUUCGCCACUCACCUGGCCGGGCUCAACGGCCUCGCCCAUCCGCGCUUCAACCACCAUCACCAUCAUCAUCAUUUCGCCGGGAUGACUCGCGACGAGCAAGCAGGAGGAGGAGGAGGAGGGAACAGGCAUGCUUCCGGCUCGCCGUCCUCCUCCCCGGGUGCCGAGGACCGAGGGAAAGAGGAAGCGAGAUGCACGAUACCCGGCUGCGAGCGGGUGUUCGCCUCGAGAGCCGUGAGAGACGCGCACUCGAAGGACCCGCAGGCCCACCGCGACCUGUCCUUGCUGUCGACCGGCGGCGGCUCGUGACCGAUCCCUUUCCGCGGCUAUUAUCAUCCCCUGCUGUGAUGAAUCGAUAUCGAAGUUCUCGACCGUUUCUUCUUCUUCUUCUUCUUGGGAUUGUUUCGUCCUUUUCGUUCCGAGAAUUUUCGAAAUCUUCCGUGGCUUUCUCUCCCGGAGCCAGGUGAUUCGAAACGAAUCUUGCCAGCGGCGAC